GCCUCUCUGCGGCGCUGCGCGGCACCCAGCUUCCUAUACGAAGCACCGGAGGCGGGGUAGACUAGCGGGCUGGCCAUGGCGUCAAUGGUGCUGGAGGCGACGAGGGUGGUCCAUGAGGACUUGGAGAGGCUGGAGCGCCUCGCGGCGCGCGAGCUGCAACGGGAGCCUGAUAACUCGCGCGGCCGCUUUUUUCAGUCCCACCGCAUCCGCCACAUGCUCGACCUCGUCGUCUCCACCUCCUGCAAGCUCACAAUGCAGAGAAUACUUGGAACACAUUUUGGAAUAUCUGACAUCAUUUCUGUAUCGCAUAGAGCCAUUGCAAGACGUCGAUAA
Messenger RNA from Zea mays, 333 nucleotides. Its product is annotated as splicing factor SF3a60 homolog. The transcript has 2 exons. The record is from RefSeq and is a predicted model, not a curated record. Lineage: Eukaryota; Viridiplantae; Streptophyta; Magnoliopsida; Poales; Poaceae. Bases 76 to 333 code for a protein of 85 amino acids.